This is a messenger RNA of Serpula lacrymans var. lacrymans S7.9, 316 nucleotides long. RefSeq lists its product as uncharacterized. The coding region runs from base 43 to 315 and encodes 90 amino acids. The record is from RefSeq and is a predicted model, not a curated record. The transcript has 3 exons. NCBI's taxonomy places the organism in Eukaryota, Fungi, Basidiomycota, Agaricomycetes, Boletales, Serpulaceae.
UGCUUCGAUUUAGUGUUUGGAUAUGUUGAAAAGCUGACAAAAAUGGGGGAUGCUGUAUUCGAGAUUCAUCCGUACGCAAAAGCUGCUUGGAGUAUUCUAAGCCUCAUUCCGAAGUCUUUAGUAGCUCAGCUCAAUCGCGAUCAAAAGAUCCAAGACCUGUGGUCAACUGCGUCGGAUAUGUUCGACUUCUUGGACGCUGCAGAACCUGUCAUUGACGAGAUACAACGUCCCACCGUUUCGAACAUGUUAAAACAGAUCCAUGAUUGUGCUUUGUUUGUUCAAGAGUAUGCUGGGAAUGGAUUCUGCAGUCAGUGAU